This is a messenger RNA of Xylona heveae TC161, 1599 nucleotides long. RefSeq names its product Pkinase-domain-containing protein. Gene Ontology annotation, cellular component: nucleus; cAMP-dependent protein kinase complex. The coding region runs from base 1 to 1599 and encodes 532 amino acids. The record is from RefSeq and is a predicted model, not a curated record. Gene Ontology annotation, biological process: peptidyl-serine phosphorylation. The transcript is spliced from 4 exons. Gene Ontology annotation, molecular function: cAMP-dependent protein kinase activity; ATP binding. Lineage: Eukaryota; Fungi; Ascomycota; Xylonomycetes; Xylonales; Xylonaceae.
AUGCCGAGACUCUCCUUUCUGAAGAAGAAAAGGACGAGGGAGUCGUCGGGUUCCAAGGACAAGGACCUCACCUCUCCAACCUCGCCCGUGAGCGAGACGGCCACCACUACUCCCAUCACCCCGACUUCGUCUCAAGGUUUCAAGCCUUCGACUGCCUCUGCCGCCUCCUCUCAGUCCUCGUAUCAUCAAUCCCAGUCGGGCGCAAAUACCCAAGCGCAGCAAGAACCGCAACAGCAGUCGUCGACGUCAUCGUCCAAGCCUGACGGAUCCAUGAACAACCAUCAGUCAUUGAACCCCGCCGCCUUGCAACAGCAAGCGCAGCAACACGUGCCGACUGCUUCUCCUUUCUCAGGCGCUGCAGACGGCUCGCCAUCUCGGUCUCCGCAAAAUAUUCCGAGCAUCAAUAACCUCAUCAAUCCGCCCCAGCAAUUUGACGACCGAGGCCAGGCACCCCAGGCUCAAUUGCAUCCCAUACAGCAUCAAGCGCAACAGCAGCAGCAACAGCAAGCACAACAACAGCAACAGCAAGCGCCAAUGGACGGACAACAGCAUCAAUUUCAGCAUCAACAGCACUUGACUCCGCAAUCCGCCGCCGCCGGCAGCGUCGGCGGUGCCAAGCCGGCGGUGCGCACAACCAAGGGCAAAUAUAAUUUGGCUGAUUUUGACUUUCAGCGAACGCUGGGAACGGGCAGCUUUGGCCGUGUACAUAUGGUGCAAUCCAAGCACAACCAGCGGUUCUACGCGGUCAAGGUGUUGAAAAAGGCACAGGUGGUGAAGAUGAAGCAGGUGGAGCACACCAACGAUGAGCGACGGAUGCUGCAAAAGGUCAAGCAUCCAUUCCUGAUUACGCUGUGGGGCACUUUUCAAGAUUCCAAGAAUUUGUACAUGGUCAUGGACUUUAUCGAGGGUGGUGAGCUCUUUAGUCUCUUGCGCAAGUCUCAGCGUUUUCCCAACCCUGUGGCCAAGUUCUACGCCGCUGAAGUCACGCUUGCUCUCGACUAUCUCCACUCGAUGCACAUCAUCUACCGCGAUCUCAAACCCGAAAACCUGCUGCUCGACCGACACGGCCAUCUGAAGAUUACCGAUUUCGGUUUUGCCAAGGAGGUGCCAGACAUUACAUGGACGCUUUGCGGCACGCCCGACUAUCUUGCGCCUGAAGUGGUCGCGUCCAAGGGAUACAACAAGUCGGUUGACUGGUGGUCGCUUGGAAUUCUCAUUUUUGAAAUGCUGUGCGGCUUCACGCCCUUUUGGGACGGCGGUUCCCCGAUGAAAAUCUACGAAAACAUUCUCCGUGGUCGGGUCAAGUACCCGCCAUAUGUGCACCCAGACGCGCAGAAUCUGCUCCAGCAACUCAUCACGCCUGAUCUCACCAAGCGGCUGGGCAACCUGCACGGCGGGUCCAAGGAUGUCAUGCAGCACCCGUGGUUUGCAGAAGUCACCUGGGACCGGCUUGCUCGCAAGGAGAUUGACGCCCCAUAUGUGCCGCCGGUGCGCGGCGGCAUGGGCGAUGCCAGUCAAUUUGACAAGUAUCCUGAAGAGACUGAGCAAUACGGUCAAUCGGGAGAAGAUCCGUAUGCGCACAUGUUCACCGAGUUUUGA